This is a messenger RNA of Rotaria sp. Silwood1, 1915 nucleotides long. NCBI's taxonomy places the organism in Eukaryota, Metazoa, Rotifera, Eurotatoria, Philodinida, Philodinidae. The record is from the annotation of a GenBank genome assembly.
AUGGGAUCAGCCAAGGCUAAUGCAAGAGGAAGACAGCUGCAAGAAUUAUUUAAAGAAGGCUUUAUUGAAUGUGUCGAUGAUGAUACUCCAACAUUUGAAAAGAAUGACUAUGAAGUUAAGCUCGACUGGCUUUUAGGUAGUCAACCACUUCUAUCUUUCACAUCAAAUUUGGAAACACAUCCAACAAUUGGUACAUCAUGCGGACACAAACCAUUAACCUUCGACAUCUCUAUUGGAGCUGAACCAAAACCACCAACUCCAAGAAUGUCAUUUAAUUUCAAAACAGCUAAAUGGGCCAAGUUUAGAAGCAAAUUAGAUCAACAACUGAUGUUAUGGAAUAAUGAUCGUCGUUUAGAUUCAACAUUAGCUAUAGAAGAAUAUACGUCAUUUAUUACUAAUUCCAUCUUAGUAGCAACACAAGAAGCUAUUCCACUGUCCAAACAAACGAAUACCACACCUAUGAUAAGUGAAGUUACGAAGAGAACUGCUGCAAUUGAAAUCGAAAAUGUUUUAUCUCGUCCAUUCAACUUAAAGAGCGGUACUCCACAAGGAUCUCCAUUAUCACCAUUAUUAUAUAUUAUAUAUACGGCAGAUUCGAUGAAUGGAAUACCGACUCACACAGAACAUGGGUUAUUCGCCGAUGAUACAGCUUUAUGGACAUCAGGAAACACCAUGACAAUCCUUAAUACAAGGUUACAAGAGUCCAUAGAUGCAUUUGAAAGUUGGUGCAAGUCAUGGAAAUUAAAGCUGCAACCAACAAAAACUGAACUGAUUCACUUCAGCUUACACCCAAGAAAGAAGUACAAGCAUCCAGUGGAAGUAACUGUUGGAAACACCAUUAUUCAACCACUGAAACACACAAGAUACUUGGGUGUAAUUAUAGACAAACAACUAAAAUGGCGAAGUCAUCUCGAUCAUAUUGAAGCUAAGAUUGCUCCUCGGAUCGGUCUUCUUCGAUAUUUAUCGAGAACAGCAAAUGAACCCAACAACAAGACGAUGAUAAACAUUUUCAAAUCAAUUGUACGCACAAUCAUUAUUUAUGGUCAUCCUGUUCUACUGACUGCUGAUCAAAAAAUAUGGAACAGACUGCAGAUCAUGCAAAACAAAGCACUUCGAGCUGCAUUAGGUCUACCAAUUUAUACAUCGGUAGAAUACAUACACAAGAUCAGCAACGUCCCCAAGAUUAAAGAUUAUGCAAUUGGAUUACUCCAAAAGUCAAUUCAAACAGCAACAUCGAAUAAUGACAUUACAUUGAAGACCCACCUUCAAGAUAUAUUUAAUCAAAUUUAAAAAAACACAAAGAAAUCUACAAGAUUGCUUAUAUAUAAAAACAAAAUUACGUAAAUCUAUUUGCUUGUUCAUUUUCUAUCAUUCAGCUAUUUCUCUUUCCUUGCCUUCAACUUCAUAUCAAAUACGAAGUGGAGUCAAUCUAUUUGCUUGUUCUUUUUUUGUAAUUCAGCUAUUUCUUUUUUCAUUCCUCUCCAUUCAAUAUUAUGUAUAAAGAUGGAGAAAUUCAUUACAUUAUUCCCUUUACUUUAUCAUGUACUUUCUUUUUCUUGCCACUUCAAUUCGUAUUCAAUAUGAAGUUGGAAAAUGAUUUUGCUUAUUCUUUAUACUUGAUUAUGCAAUUUCAUUUUUUCUCCCUUCCACUUCAUAUUCAAUAUGAAGUUGGAAAAUCAUUUUGCUUAUUCUUUAAACUUUAUAUUGUUAUUUCAUUUUCUCUCAUUUCCAAUUCAUAUUUAAUAUGAAACUGGAAAAUCACUUUGCUUACUCUUCGACACAACAUCGAUAUUAAAUCAUCAUCGCAUAUACACCUACAUACAAUCCACACCACAACGCAACAAACAUAUCUUCGAGACGAAAGACUAAUGUCAUGUGUCUCUUGCUUAUGCUUCCAGCUUUCAAUGACAAUACA